Molecule: messenger RNA, 1533 nt
Organism: Rotaria socialis
Lineage: Eukaryota; Metazoa; Rotifera; Eurotatoria; Philodinida; Philodinidae
Source: the annotation of a GenBank genome assembly
AUGUUAACACAUCAUGAUAAAUCCAUGGGUAUUGAUAAUCUUCAUCGAAGUGAUAUAUCAAUUAUUCAUGAAGACGAUGAUGAUGAUGAUAAUAAGCAUCAAAAUACGCAAGCCAAUGGCGAAAUUGAAGAAUUAGAAACAUCGAGAACACGAAGAUUAAUUAAAAAAGUAGCAAAUUUUUUAGUUUCACAUAUUGGUUUAGUUGGCCUUGUUGUUGUUUAUGCCGUUGCUGGUGGAUUUUUAUUUGAACUACUGGAGCAACAUCAAGAAAAACUAAAUUGUCAAGAAGCAUUCGGUGAACAUACAGUUCAACUUACUAAAUUAAAACAACAACUUGUUGCUUAUAUACAAUAUAAUGUUUCAUCAUUCUCAUCAACAUCAACGACAUUAACAUAUUCACUUGAAAGAGAUAACACAACAGUUGCCUAUACAAAAAUCGGUUUGAUGUUAUAUAAUUAUAGAGAUUUUGUUAUUACAACUGGUGCAAAAUAUCGAUACUAUGGAGAUGAUUGUUCUGUUAUUAAUAAGUGGACGUAUCCCAAUGCUUUACUUUUUGCGAUAACAAUUAUAACAACCAUUGGUUAUGGAAAUGUGACACCAGUGACAUGGGAAGGUCAAAUAUGUUGUAUAUGUUAUGCGACUAUUGGUAUUCCAAUAUUUCUUUUAUGUGUGGCAAAUAUAAGUGGUGUUCUCGGAGAAAUGUUUCGUUUAUUAUAUUCAAAAGUUAUCUGUAGACCAUGUUAUAUGAUUAAAAGACGACGUGCUAAUGCACGGAAAGCUAAACUUGAAGAAGAAAAUGGAAUGCAUAAAGAUCAUGAGAUUGCUGCCAGUUGGAAAGUUCAAGACAAUAGUAAUAAUACCACUAAUACAUUAGCAAAAAUAGCAAAUCGUGUUUUGCCUGAAUCGGAACAAGAUGAAGAAGAAUCCUCACAAAAUCAACGUGUUGCGGUGCCAUUAACAAUAACUAUGCUAAUCAUUGCUUUUUAUAUAUGGGCUGGUUCACUGAUAUUUCAUGCGUUUGAACAAUGGUCGAUGAUUCAAGCUGGAUACUUUUGCUUUAUUACAUUGGCAACAAUCGGAUUCGGUGAUUUCGUACCUGGCCAAAGAAAAGAUGAUCCCAAAGCAAGUUUAAAACUUAUAGUUGGCGCUAUCUAUGUGCUUUUUGGUAUGGCAAUUCUAGCCAUGUGUUUUGAUUUAAUGCAAGAAGAAAUCGUGGCAAAAUUUCGUUGGAUAGGCCGUAAAAUUGGUAUUAUUGAAAAAGAAAAAGUUAUCAUGAUGAAUCAACAGAGUCAACCGCUUCAAUAUAAUAGACCUCUAUCAGGAACAUCGUCUAUUACUGAUUUUAGUUCAACGAUGAAUUCAACUGGUAAAAUAAUUGACGAUGACAAUGAAAAUGGAUUCCAAACACGUCGUAGUUCAAGUGGAGCACGGAAAUUUAGUCCUCGUAAUAAUAUCGCUCGUGUUCAUCCCGUAACAGUCAGCUCAAACGAAGGAACACUUCAUCAGCGAGCCCCUAUUGCGAAAGCAAAUUAA